This is a messenger RNA of Monopterus albus (swamp eel), 1458 nucleotides long. RefSeq names its product lin-7 homolog C (C. elegans) (gene lin7c). Gene Ontology annotation, molecular function: protein binding. The coding region runs from base 221 to 826 and encodes 201 amino acids. Lineage: Eukaryota; Metazoa; Chordata; Actinopteri; Synbranchiformes; Synbranchidae. The transcript is spliced from 5 exons. The record is from RefSeq and is a predicted model, not a curated record.
ACAGAGAACAACAUGCUGAGUUCAGCACCUCUCCCGCUGUACGAGGAUCGCGUGAACGCACCAUGCCACUGGCAGCUAGCCUAGCCUGCUAACUUGGCUAAUCUCAUUUACUGUCUCGGUUUAGCGGACGUAACGUUAGACAGGAUUGACAAAUUGUGUGUUUCAUACCUAGCGUUUAACGUAAUAACUAACUAAUAUCAAAUAGCCACUCAUUUCAAGAAUGGCAUCGCUUGGGGAGCCUGUGCGGUUGGAAAGAGACAUUAACCGUGCUAUUGAACUGCUUGACAAGCUGCAGAGAACGGGGGAAGUGCCUCCCCAGAAACUGCAGGCGCUGCAGAGAGUCUUGCAGAGUGAAUUCUGUAAUGCCGUCAGAGAAGUUUAUGAACAUGUGUAUGAAACAGUGGACAUCAAUAGCAGUCCUGAGGUCAGGGCCAACGCCACAGCUAAGGCCACUGUGGCAGCUUUUGCAGCAAGUGAGGGACACUCACAUCCACGUGUUGUGGAACUCCCCAAGACAGAAGAGGGCCUGGGUUUCAAUAUAAUGGGUGGAAAGGAGCAAAACUCACCUAUUUACAUCUCACGGAUCAUCCCAGGAGGCAUCGCUGACCGCCAUGGAGGCCUGAAAAGAGGCGACCAACUUCUCUCUGUUAACGGGGUGAGUGUGGAAGGUGAGCACCAUGAGAAAGCUGUGGAACUCCUCAAAGCAGCUCAGGGCACAGUGAAGCUGGUAGUAAGGUACACCCCCAAAGUCCUAGAGGAGAUGGAGUCACGCUUCGAGAAAAUGAGGUCGGCGAAGCGCCGGCAACAGAACAACUAUCCCCAGUAGGAUUUUUCUGUGUUGAUGCCCAGCGCCCAUGUCUCUCCUCCUCUAGCCUUCUGGCCAUCUGUUCUGCUCUCUUUCUUCCCUCCUUGCUCAAGAAAACAUCAACACACCCAGGUUUAGUUUUGGAUCCCACUCACAUACUUCUCUGUAGCAUUUUUAAUAUUCACCAUUGUUACUGUACAGGACAAUAUUACUCUAGUACUCUAGACAAACACUAGAAUGAUCACGAUUGUCACUGUAGGCAGUCGCUCACCCGUGUGCAUUAUUUUUAAAUUGACAAUUUGAAUGCAACUUUGAGACCAACUACAGAGAUCCUUUGACUAGAAAGGUAGUGUAAUUAUUUUUUUUUAUCACAGCCACUACCAAGUGCCUCAGGGCAAACACAUUUAUCUUAUGUACUGUGUUCAUGCUUAUUUUUUUCUUUGUAAUGGUUUAAAGUCAAAUACUAGUAGUUGAAUGCCUGUGGCAGGAAUUACUACGGUUAUUCUCAAAGAUGGUUUAAUUUGAUAGCUUAAAAAUCUUUAAAAAAAAUGCAGUUUUCAUUUAAUGGCCAUUCUACAUGAAUGUCUGAAAUAGGGAAGGUUUUAGGAGUUCAUUAUAGUUAUGUUUGCUAUUAAAGGAACCCACUACCAGGA